Molecule: messenger RNA, 1635 nt
Organism: Oxyura jamaicensis (ruddy duck)
Lineage: Eukaryota; Metazoa; Chordata; Aves; Anseriformes; Anatidae
Product: mitochondrial ubiquitin ligase activator of nfkb 1-A-like
Exons: 4
Coding region: 10-1023 (337 amino acids)
Biological process (GO): protein ubiquitination; organelle organization
Molecular function (GO): ubiquitin-protein transferase activity
Source: RefSeq, a predicted model, not a curated record
CCCGGCGCCAUGGAGCCGGUGACGCCCCUGGAGCUGCUGUGCCUGGGCUCCAGCCUCGCCUUCUCGGGGCUGUGCUACUACCUGUACCGGAGGAAGGCCGGCGUGGCGGCGCGCGUCCAGGAGGCCCCCAAGCUGCAGGUGGACGAUGAUUUACCGGCGCUGCUGACCGCUGCCCAGGGGAGGUGCCUGCCCUACGUUGCCCUGGAAGGCAUCGUGCUGCCAGCCAAGGCGGCGCUGUGCAGCCAGUACCACGGGGGGAUGCAGGGCGUGAUCCAGAAGCUGCUUCUGAAAGAGCAUCGGCUGAUCUGGAACAGCUUGGCACGGAGCUGGACCGAGAGCGAGCGGGUGCUGUCGGAGCAGGUCUACACCGUCCCCUUUCUGCUGGCCUCGCCGGACGCCGAGGCGGCGACGCAGGUGAGCGUGGAGAGCCCGCUGCGAGCCGUCUGCCUGCCCCUGGAGACGGUGUACGAGCGCUUCCAGCAGCCGGCCCACGGCUUCCGCGACCUGCUGGGCCACUACCUGAGCGGGGAGAAGCCCAAGGGCAUCCUGGAGACCGAGGAGAUGCUGCGGGUGGGGGCGGCGCUGACGGGCAUCGGGGAGCUGGCCCUGCACCCCGACGGCUCGCUGCACCUCCAGCCGCCGGCCCGCGAGGGCGAGUAUUUCUUGUGCCUGGGGGACUGGCAGGCGGUGCUGGCGGAGCUGGAGGCGGCCAGCGGCUUCUGGAAGGGGGCGGCGGCGCUGUGCGCGGCGCUGGGGCUGGCCGUCCUCCUCCACGCCGUGUGCCGGGCCCUCCGCCACGCGCGCCUCAAGCGGGAGCCCGAGGACAAGGAGCCGGAGGGCGAGGAGGAGGCCGAAGGGCUGGAGGAGUCGUGCGUGGUCUGCCUCAGCCGGCCCCGCGAGUGCGUCCUGCUGGGCUGCGGCCACAUCUGCUGCUGCUUCCGCUGCUUCCAGGCCUUGCCCACACGCCUCUGCCCCAUCUGCCGGGGGCCCAUCGACCGCGUGGUGCCCCUCUACCAGGCCUGAGGGCGCCUUUUGGGGUGGGGGGGGGGGGGCGCAGGGAGGGGCAGCGCCCACCGAGCCCAGCCCCGAGGCUGGGGGAACCUCGGGGGUCCAGCAGCGCUUGGCUGUGUGGUUCCUGCUGGGGAGGGACAGAUCCCAGAGUGCCCCCGUGUGUUUUGGGGGAACCUACAGCCCACCCACCCUGUUUGUCUGCCAAAGGAAGCCCCCGGGGGCAACGUACUCUUGGUGCCUGACGUAAGGAGUCCCCUGCACCCUCUGGGCCUGUUUCCGAGCCCUGACCCCCCCUCCCCCCCCCCCAAGAAGGCACGUGGCUUUUUUCCUCGUGUUGCUUUUCCAGUGUGAAGCUUUGUCUGUGAGUAGAACAGGGCCGGGGGGAGACCCCAUGGCCAGCGGGGCACAGCUGGGGAGGGCAGGGGCCGGGCACAACGCCCCCCUCCCCGCCCCCGGAGCCAGCACCGUGCCACACCUGGGUGCCAGCACCCCCCUACCUCGUGCCUGCACCCCGUACGCAGGCUGCUUGGGGACAGGUACCCCCUUCACCAGCUGCUCUGGCACCCAGGAGGGGGACAGGGGCACCCUGCCCGUGCCUCCAGCACCCGCUGAGCCCCGCACACC